Molecule: messenger RNA, 3656 nt
Organism: Linum trigynum
Lineage: Eukaryota; Viridiplantae; Streptophyta; Magnoliopsida; Malpighiales; Linaceae
Source: the annotation of a GenBank genome assembly
UGUGAUAUGAUGCAAAGGUGCAAAACUCGUCAUCGCCUCAAAAUUCGCCAACACGGAAGCAAAGCCAAAUGGGCGAGUUCUAACCAAAUUCACAUCGAUCCAACCCGUCAAUUAGAAAAGUGUAAAAAACUCAUCCUCGAUCCAAAAUUUGUCAACAUCGGGUCAAAUUAGAUAAAAGACCCAUUGAUUCAGGUUCAAAUUGGGCAAUUGCCACAAAAAGAAUUAGUUAUAACAAUUGACAAAACGACUUAGGUUAAUGAGUAACAAUUUUGAAUAAUUAAAUAAUCAUAGUUGACGGGACACUAAGAAACAAUGCCCCAUCUUAUCAGAUCGACAUUAGGUCAAAUUCCCAACAAUUUAAGUGAAAAACUCGUUCUUGCGUCAAAAUUCACCAACAAAAGAUUCAACUCGCUUUAACCGGGUCAAAGUAGGUUGAAUACCCAUUGAUUUGGAUUCAAUUGUCAUAAGUUAACUAAUUAGAACCUCUAUGGCACUAGAAAUCUUCCAAUAUUCAAUGAUUUAAGAGUGCAAAACUCAAUUACAAAAGCGGAUAAAACUCGUUGCCGAUACUAAAUUCAUCAACACUGGAUUGAUCUCGCUUUGACUGGCUUGAUAUAGCGGGAAGAGUUUUUAACAAAAAAUUUACACCCGACCCAACCCGUCAUUUACAAAAGCAAGUAAAUCUUUGCCCCGCCUAAAAUUUGUCAACAUUGGAUUCAACUUGCUUUGGCCGGCUUGAUAAAGCGGUGUGAGUUUUUAACGAAAUCACAUCCGAUCGAACAAAAGCGUGUAAAAUUCGUUCUCGACCCAAAAUUCGCCAACACCGGGACCGGGCCUAAAUUCGUUGAAUAUAAUUGGUAACAAAAGCCACACCCGACCCAAAAUUUGGUACAAUUUGUUGCGGACCAAAAAUCCGGCAACACCGAUGCCGGGUCGAAUUAUUAGUUUGAACAUACAUGAAUUUGGUUUCAUUUGUCACAAAGAGAAAACAUUUAAAACAUGUAGUUUGUUCUUUUAAAGAGAUAAUAAUAAUGUUCUUUGAUAUGAUUAAUUUGCAAGAUUGACGCAACGAACAAAAUGGUUAAAUGACGCUAAAAACAUCCAAUCCAUAAAGUCUCCAAAACCAUUUGCAAGCCCGACAUAAUGAAAAUUUUCGGCAAAAUGACUCUUGACCUAAGUGUAAAACCCAUUUGCAAGGUGGAGACAAAAUAAAAAAAUAGUAAACGACCAUAACUGUGAUCGAUAAGCGAACGAAAGCCAAAAAAAACUUGCUCGACCUAAAAUUCGUGAAUAUUGAGUUAAACUUACUCUAUUGAUUUAAGCGUGUAAAACUCGCUUACCCGGGUUCAACCCAUUGUAAAGACAAUCGAACAAAAAUUUAUGAUGGGACACUAUUGAUUUGGGUGCAAUUAGGAUUCAAUUGUCAUAAGUUAAUUAAUUGGACCCAUUGAUUUGGGUGCAAUUAGGAUUCAAUUAUCAUAAGUUAAUUAAUUAGAAUCUUAAUAACCUAAAAUUAAUUAAUUGGAACCUUAAUGGCAUUAAAUCCCUUCAAACCUUUGGUUAAUUACAAAGUGAUCAUGUUUGUGAUGGGACACUAUGCAAUAGUGUUUUUGUUACUUGUUCUUUUAUAGAUAGAAUAAGUUAAUUAAUUAGAAUCUUAAUAACCUAAAAUUAAUUAAUUGGAACCUUAAUGGCAUUAAAUCCCUUCAAACCUUUGGUUAAGCUCGCUUACCAAAACUGUGAUCGAUAAGCGAACGAAAGCCAAAAAAAACUUGCUCGACCUAAAAUUCGUGAAUAUUGAGUUAAACUUACUCUAUUGAUUUAAGCGUGUAAAACUCGCUUACCCGGGUUCAACCCAUUGUAAAGACAAUCGAACAAAAAUUUAUGAUGGGACACUAUUGAUUUGGGUGCAAUUAGGAUUCAAUUGUCAUAAGUUAAUUAAUUGGACCCAUUGAUUUGGGUGCAAUUAGGAUUCAAUUAUCAUAAGUUAAUUAAUUAGAAUCUUAAUAACCUAAAAUUAAUUAAUUGGAACCUUAAUGGCAUUAAAUCCCUUCAAACCUUUGGUUAAUUACAAAGUGAUCAUGUUUGUGAUGGGACACUAUGCAAUAGUGUUUUUGUUACUUGUUCUUUUAUAGAUAGAAUAAGUUAAUUAAUUAGAAUCUUAAUAACCUAAAAUUAAUUAAUUGAAACCUUAAUGGCAUUAAAUCCCUUCAAACCUUUGGUUAAUUACAAAGUGAUCAUGUUUGUGAUGGGACACUAUGCAAUAGUGUUUUUGUUACUUGUUCUUUUGUAGAUAGAAUUUGAGCGGGAGCUGGAUGAGCGGGAAAGGAUGGAAAAUUUUGAAAAUUGAGACCAUGAAAAGACUAGAAAGAGCGAUUUCUCAUCUCCUGUUUCCUUAUCCUUUCCCUUCCUACUUGCUUCCCAAACUUCUUCUUCUUCUUCUAGUGGUUUUCUUCAAUCAAUCAGAGCAUUUCCAUCCCGCCAUGCCUCCCCGCAAGAGCUCUGCCAAGCAGCCACGCCGCAAGAUCCCCGUCAAGCGGGGGCCACGCAGCAAGAGAUCCGUCAAGCAGGUAACCCAUUACGAGAUCCUCUCCGUGGAACCAGACGCGACCUACGAAGAAAUCUGCGCCGCCUACCUAUCUGUCACAAUCACGGAUUCCGCCACCGAUGACGACGACAACAAAUCCCUAGCAGUCCAAAAGGCAUUUCAAGUACUGAGCGACACCCAGUGGCGGGCUGAGUACGACGAGGAGCUCCGCGUGGCGAGGCGGAGGCGAAAUGCCAGAGUCACGGAAGAGGUCGAUCUGAUAGAUGUGGGGAUCUUGAUGGGCGUGAUCAACAGGGGAAGACACGUCGUUGAGCUUGUUCAUUCGUGUCGGUGCGGGGGUUGUUUCUCGAUUGAUUCCAUAGAUUUGGCGAAGAUGGGAUACACAAUGGGGGAGGGAUGCGGCGAAGUGUGGUUCGAGUCGCCGGAGGAGGAGGAAGACGCUGACGCCGACGCCGACGCCGAUAGUUCUAGGACGCUGGGUUCGGUGGUUAUACCUUGCGACCGCGAGUCGUGUUCUCUGGGAGUCCGGUUCACGAUUGACACAGGAAUGAAACUUCCAUGGAUGUGUUCUAUUGAUUAUUAGAUGAUUUGAGUAGUAUUGUAAGGUGGUUCCCUAGAGCAACAUGUCAUAUGGAGAAGGAUUUAUAUCCUCCUCAAUAUGUUGUUUGAUAUGGUAGGAUCAUGAGUCUAUUAGAUCGAACUUUGUUGUAAAAUUGUACAGGACGUUGUAUUGUAAGAGUCGGUGGUUGGGUAUUUUAUGAUGAAAUCGUAGUUUAAUUGUGGUUCAAUUGCUUCAUAUCGCUAAAUAUCGCCUAUCGAUUUCAAUAAGAAAUUUUUCUGCUACGGUUUUUCAAUCCUAACCUCGUCAAUGUGAAAGUAAGAAAUUUUCGCCCUAACAAGAAUUUCCUCACUACUUUUGGAUUGCCGUAACACUAUUUAAAUUUCUUCUCUAAAAGUCUAGAACACCUCAUCGUUUAGUAGGGAUUACAAUCAAACUCAUGAAUAUGGAUAACUGACUGCCCCAACCCUAUCAACGAGGAAUUCUUCCGGAUAUGAAGCAAGUUUACAUUUUUUUUUUUUUGACAAAAAAUAAUUAUAUAUUGAUCAA